UCGGAGGGCAACCUCGACAUGGAAGAAGUUUUUAUUUCUUCUGCGCCUAUUUACUCACUUUUUGGAAAAUGUUUUAUUUCACCUAAGACAAUGCAUCGGUUUAUAGGAUUUUAACAGAAGGGAUAAAGAUGUUUUUGUUGGCUUUUAUUCUCUUCCUCCAAAGCUGUGGUGAAAGCACCCAGCACGUCACCAGACCAAACAUUGUUAUGGUGAUGAGUGAUGCAUUUGAUGGUCGACUAUCGUUUGAACCAGGCAGCAAAGUUGUGCGGCUUCCAUAUAUAAAUUAUCUCCAGGAUCUGGGCUCUACUUUCCUCAAUACUUACACAAACUCGCCCAUCUGCUGCCCUUCAAGAGCAGCAAUGUGGAGUGGUCAGUAUGUUCACCUCAGUCAGUCUUGGAACAACUACAAGUGCUUGGAUGCAAACUCAACCACGUGGAUGGACUUGCUGGAGAGGAAGGGAUAUCGUACAAAGAUGCUGGGAAAGCUGGAUUACACCUCAGGGAGUCACUCAGUCAGUAAUCGCGUCGAGGCGUGGACUCGAGAUGUCCGGUUCCUUCUUCGCCAGGAAGGCCGACCUGUUGCCGAACUUAUUGGCAACAUGUCAACCAGAAGAAUUAUGGGAAAAGACUGGAAGAACACAGAUAAAGCUGCUCAGUGGAUCCGCCAAACAGCUGCUACUUCAAAAGAACCCUUUGCUCUUUAUCUCGGCCUCAAUCUGCCUCAUCCAUAUAGAACUGAAUCUCUGGGUCCUACAGCUGGAGGAUCCACUUUCCGUAGCUCGCCAUACUGGCUCACAAAGGUGUCUUCUGAGCUUGUCUCUGUUCCUAAAUGGUUGCCUAUGGCUGCCAUGCAUCCUGUUGACUACUACUCCACCUUCACCAAAAACUGCAGCGGCGACUUCACUGAGGAGGAAAUCAAAAACAUUCGGACCUUCUACUAUGCCAUGUGUGCGGAAGCAGAUGCCAUGCUGGGUCAGGUGAUUUCAGCACUGAGGGAGAAAAGCCUGCUGGACAACACUGUUCUGAUAUUCACAGCCGACCAUGGAGAGCUAGCUAUGGAGCACCGGCAGUUCUAUAAGAUGUCAAUGUUCGAAGGCAGUUCUCGUGUCCCCCUGCUCAUCAUGGGCCCUGGGAUAAAGUCUGGGCUGCAGGUCCACCAGCUUGUGUCCUUGGUUGAUCUCUAUCCCACUGUGCUUGAGAUUGCUGGUAUCUCAGCUGUGGGCAAUUUAAGUGGCCACUCUGUCCUGCCAUUGAUAUCCACAUCCAGAAAUGUGUCUAAGAACAAACACCCAGAGUGGGUAUUGAGUGAAUAUCAUGGCUGCAAUGCCAAUGCCUCUACAUACAUGCUUAGGGUUGGACAUUGGAAAUAUCUUGCCUAUGCAGACGGAAUCAGUGUUCCCCCGCAACUUUUCAAUGUCACAGUGGACAAGGACGAGCUGCACAAUGUGGUCCUCAGAUUCCCAGACGUUCAGGCUCAACUGGACAAACUGUUGCGCAGCAUUGUAGAUUAUCCAAAAGUCUCUUCGGCUGUCCAUCUCUACAAUAAAAACAAGUUUGCUGCGUGGCGGGAUAGUUUGGGGAGAAACUAUCCUGAGGUCGUCGCUAACCUCAGGUGGCACGUGGACUGGCAAAAGGACAUCCUGGCCAAUGAAAAAGCCAUCGACACAUGGCUUCAUGGCUCUUCAAGAACGUUUUAUAACUAAAGAGAUGGCAAAUGUUUUUAAGCUGCAAAAUUAUUUUAACUUUUUGUUUUGUGUGUCAUUUGCACCAGUCGGGCAGGUCAAUAAAAGCUUUUUCUAUUCUA
Molecule: messenger RNA, 1804 nt
Organism: Poeciliopsis prolifica (blackstripe livebearer)
Lineage: Eukaryota; Metazoa; Chordata; Actinopteri; Cyprinodontiformes; Poeciliidae
Gene: arsk
Product: arylsulfatase family, member K
Exons: 8
Coding region: 129-1703 (524 amino acids)
Source: RefSeq, a predicted model, not a curated record